Messenger RNA from Photinus pyralis (common eastern firefly), 3795 nucleotides. RefSeq lists its product as uncharacterized. The transcript is spliced from 5 exons. NCBI's taxonomy places the organism in Eukaryota, Metazoa, Arthropoda, Insecta, Coleoptera, Lampyridae. Bases 1 to 3795 code for a protein of 1264 amino acids. The record is from RefSeq and is a predicted model, not a curated record.
AUGAAAGAGUCUGCCGAAACCGCCGCUAACGUAAUCACGGCUGCAAUUAAUCAGCCCGCCGGCGCCGUUUGCAACCGUUCUCUUCCAGAUAUUUCAGUGGUUUUUGUUGCGUCCCAAAGCUCUUGUCAUUUUGAAGAAGAGGAUUUAGGUAAUUCCAAUAAACUAGAAAAGUUUAAGAUAUUGUAUCGGUCCUUAGAAACUACAAAAAAAGAUUUAAAUGUAGUUUUAGAGGAAAUCGCGGAAUAUAGUUUGGAAGUUAAUGAAGAUUAUAAGCCAGAUUUUAAGGUUUUGAGUACUAUAGAUGAACUUUGUUGUCACAUUAGUAGGGCCGCGGAACGUUAUGUAAAAGUAAAGGCAGCGGCAAGGGAAGGCGCGCCGGCAACGGGGCCCUCAGUGACGGCGGCGGUACCCAAAUUACCGAAAAUUGAAUUACCUCUGUUUUCUGGGGAAAUCAGGGAAUGGGAAAUCUUUUAUUCAAUAUUUGAAAGUUUGAUUCAUGGAAAUAAGGAUCUAUCGGACGCCGAUAAGGUGCAUUAUUUGGUCGGGAGGCUUAAGGGUCCAGCUUUGGCGGUUUGCUCCGGAUUAGCUCCCACGGGGGAGAACUAUGAAAUCAUUUGGAAAGCGCUUCUCGAUAAAUACCAUAAUAAAAGAGUUCUCGCUAAUAGUUAUUUGGAACAGAUUAUAGACUUUAAGCAGCUUCUAUACGAGGCUUCAAAGGGCUUAAAUAUAUUCUUAGAAAAAUUUGAUGCGGCAGUAAAGGCUCUUAAGAAUUUCAAAUUAGUUGAUUUAACGGAUUUCAUUUUAGGCUAUUUAGCCUUAUCAAAAUUAGACCCGGCCACAGUAAAAUUGUUUGAAAUUUCUAAGCGAAAUGCGGAGCUUCCUAGUUACGAGGAUAUCAUAACGUUUGUAAAAGACCAGUCAAAAAUAUUAAGUUUGAAUAAGAAGCUACCACUAAAAUCGGGAAAUCUGGGUGAAAGCGUAGGAAAAAUAUCAAAGUCUUUUUUGGUCAAUGAGGCUCCUAAGGAGGAGAAUGCGGCUACCACUUCUCAUACUGGAAACAGUUGUAUUUAUUGUCAUAAGGGGUGGCAUUAUUUAACUAGAUGCGACAAAUUUAAGCGGUUGACUCCGGCUAUGAGGUAUGAAGCGGUGAGAAAAAAUAAUUGGUGUUAUAAUUGUUCACAUCAUGGUGUACGGUUCUGCACAUCUGAUCGGUCGUGUAUCGAAUGUCAAAAAAGGCAUCACAUUCUGCUACACAUGGGUAGGCCAAAUAGGGAAAGGCUAAACGAGGCGACAGGGUCUUCGAGGGGAAGUGCAGAUUUGGAUGUGCAGAGGCCAUCGGUUUUAGCGGAGAGUUCAGGAUUGGUGACUAACCUGUGCUCGACGGAGGAGGCAACAGCCAAUCCGAUGCCUACUAAGCAUACGGUUUUGUUAUCAACCGCGGUGGUCGAUAUUCUAAAUUGUCAGGUUGGAGGUCAAACAGCUAGAUUUAUUUUGGAUAGCGGAAGUCAAGCGAACCUGUUAACGACUAGGUGUUGCAAAAAUUUGGGUAUUAAAAUUUCGAAAUGUUAUUCCUCGGUGCAGGGAUUAGGUAAGGUGUCGGAACCGGUGUUAAUAGUCGAAAAAAUUACGGAUAAACUUCCUAGGCUUCAAGUUGAUACCGACGGCUGUUCUCAUUUGAGAGAUAUUCCGUUGGCUGAUGAUUUAUUUUACCAAUCUCGAGAAGUGGAUGGGAUUCUAGGGGCGGAAACAUUUUCUUGUUUAAUUGGUUCUGGUAGAGUAUUGGGUACAGCCGGAAAACCAAUUGCUCUUCAAACUACUUUGGGGUAUGUUGUAAUGGGAAAGGUGCCGGUAGCUCCAGUACAAACGGAUAUCCAGGCUUGUUUUACUGUAUCCAAUGAGUCCUCACUGGAACAGUUAAUGAAAAAAUUUUGGGAAGUCGAAGAAGUUCCACAAAAGGCAAUUCCUAAACCGGAGGAAGUUGAGUGUGAUAAACUUUAUAGGUGCACAAAGGCUAGAGAUGAAGAGGGUAGGUUUAAAGUCGCUUUACCAUUUAAAACUUCCCCAAACAAUUUAGGAGAUUCUAAAAGCAUGGCUCAGUGUCGUUUAUUAUCAUUGGAGAGAAGAUUAUCUAAGGUUCCGGAACUUCGAUUGGAAUACAAUAGGGUGAUGCAGGAUUAUAUCGAUCAAGGUCAUAUGCGAUUGGUUCAGGAGAUUAACGAGGGUCAGUCAUCCUAUUUUAUUCCUCACCACGCGGUAUUUAAACCCGAAAGUAUUAGUACUCCGGUAAGGGUUGUGUUUGAUGCUAGCGCUCCCUCAGAUAGCGGCGUUUCUUUAAAUGAUCUGUUGUACAGCGGGCCAAAGCUACAGGCAGAUAUAUUUACAAUGUUAAUUAAUUUUAGACUUUUUGGUAUAGCUAUAACGGCGGACAUUCGUCAAAUGUACCGCCAAAUAAAAUUAAUUGAGGACCAUUGGAAAUUUCAGCGGUUAUUAUGGCGUUUCGAACCUCAAAGCGAAGUAAACGUUUAUGAGCUUACAACGGUAGCGUUUGGGGUGAAAUCUUCUCCUUAUUUAGCGUUGAGAACUGUUAAACAAUUGAUUCUGGAAGAAGGCUUCAAAUAUCCGUUAGCUGCUAGAAUAAUAAAUAGGGAUUUAUAUAUGGAUGAUUUGGUAACAAGUGUCAGUGAAUUUGAGGAAGCCUAUAGUCUUCAUGUAGAAUCUAUUAAAUUGUGUGCGGCGGGAAGAUUUGAAUUAACUAAAUGGUCUACAAAUUGUACUGACUUGUUAGAAAAAAUUCCUAUUGAUAAGCGGUUAUCAAAUUCUGUAAGUUUUAAGGCGGAUACUAAAAUUUUGGGAAUGCAGUGGAAUCCAGAUUCAGAUUCUUUGAGUUUUUAUAUAACACUUCCCGAGUUGAAGUGUACCAAGCGGCUAAUCUUGUCAACAGUGGCGAGAUGUUACGAUCCGAUAGGUCUCAUUGCUCCCUUUAUUCUCUAUUUGAAAUUAUUAGUAAAAGAGUUGUGGCGGUUGAAUUUAACUUGGGACGAGGAACCUCCUGAAAAUAUUAUGCAGGAAUGGAUUAAACUACAUAACGAGUGGAGUAUCCUGGAAAAAUUUAAAGUGUUACGACAUGUAGGUGCGAUAAAAAAUACACCGGUCAUGUUGGUAGCAUUUGCGGAUGCAAGUUUUGACGGGUACGGCGCGGUUAUAUAUUUGAGAACGAUAACAGCGCAGGGAAAUAUUCAGGUUAGAUUAGUGUGUGCAAAAUCUAAGGUAUCUCCUUUCAAAAAAAUCACAAUACCAAGAUUGGAACUUUGCGCGGCAACAUUGUUAUCCAAAUUGCUUAAGCACGUGAUCGAAGUUUACGGAGAGAGAAUCGUAAUUUCAAAAACUUAUGCAUUUUCAGAUUCGACUACGGUGCUUCAAUGGUUGAAGUCAACCUACAUUACGGAUAUUUUUGUGGCUAAUCGGAUAGAACAGAUUAGGGAAAAUCUGCCUUCUAGUGUUUGGCGCCAUGUGAGUGGUACGGAAAAUCCUGCAGAUUGUCUUUCUAGAGGGUUGUCCCCUUUGCAAUUAAUGGAACACCGUUUGUGGCUGUCGGGCCCAGCGUGGUUACAAAUCAAUGAAUCACUUUGGCCAGUGACUUCUAUUGAUUUGGGGGAGGAAGGUCUAGAAGGCGAUCAACAUAUACACACCAGUUUAGUCAAUGUUCGGGAAAAGGAAGAACAUCCCUUAUAUGAGUUGGUUUUGCGUCGUUCGUCUUGGUCAUUUAUUUUAAGGACUACGCGGAGUCUAUAUUAA